Molecule: messenger RNA, 921 nt
Organism: Apodemus sylvaticus (European woodmouse)
Lineage: Eukaryota; Metazoa; Chordata; Mammalia; Rodentia; Muridae
Product: UDP-glucuronosyltransferase 1A5-like
Exons: 1
Coding region: 1-921 (306 amino acids)
Molecular function (GO): UDP-glycosyltransferase activity
Source: RefSeq, a predicted model, not a curated record
AUGGGAAUGCAUGUGUUUCCAGGAGGACUCUUGGGGCUGCUGCUCUUGCUCUGUGCCCUGUCCUGGGCUCAGGGUGGGAAGGUUCUGGUGUUUCCCAUGGAGGGCAGUCACUGGCUGAGCAUGAGAACCAUUGUGAGGGAGCUCCACGCCCGAGGCCAUGAGACUGUGGUCCUGGCUCCAGAUGUGUCAGUGUACGUCAAAGAAGAGGACUUCUUCACUCUAAAAACCUAUGCUGUUCCGUACACCAAGGAAGAAUAUGCACAUCAGUUGCUGAACCUCUUUCAAAUAUUCUUUAAAACUGAAUAUUCUCUGACGAUGAUCUUAAGCAAUACGGAACUCAUGAAAAAUGUGUCAACAUUCUACGUGAGCUGUUGCAUCAGUCUCCUGUACAAUAAAAGCCUAAUCCAGCAUCUGAACUCCAGUUCCUUUGAUGUGCUGUUAACAGACCCUGCAUAUCCCUGUGGGGCACUGCUGGCCAAGUAUUUGCAUGUUCCUGCUGCGUUUUUUCUGCGCUUCAUUCCUUAUGAAACUGCCUUUGAAGCUGCUCAGUGUCCAAGCCCUUCCUCCUAUGUUCCUAGGUUACUUACAAGGAAUCCAGACCACAUGAACUUCCUGGAGAGGGUCAAGAACAUUCUCUAUCCUCUGCCAUUCAAGUUCAUUUUCCACUUCUCUUUCACUCCAUAUGAGAGCCUGGCCUCUGAGCUUUUCCAGAGAGAGGUGUCCUACCUGGAGAUCCUCAGCCACGCAUCCAUAUGGCUCUUCAGGUUUGACUUUGUGUUUGACUAUCCCAGGCCCAUCAUGCCUAAUAUGGUCUUCGUUGGGGGAAUUAACUGCGCCAAUGGGAAGCCACUCUCUCAGGUCUGUAUUGGGCUGUCAUCCAAAGAGUGGUCUACCAACAUUGGUUUCUAUGUCUCGUUAUGA